Messenger RNA from Toxoplasma gondii ME49, 1717 nucleotides. It is a transcript of the gene SRS39, whose product is annotated as SAG-related sequence SRS39. The record is from RefSeq and is a predicted model, not a curated record. The coding region runs from base 314 to 1288 and encodes 324 amino acids. Lineage: Eukaryota; Apicomplexa; Conoidasida; Eucoccidiorida; Sarcocystidae. Gene Ontology annotation, cellular component: membrane. The transcript has 2 exons.
GGCGGCGGCCGACAAGACAGAACGAGGAACGAGGUCCAGUGUCCCCAUGGCGUGUUAGACUUCGAGCGAUUCUUGUCUAUUCUUUUGAAUUAUUGAAGCCUUUUGCGACGUAGAAACGAAGUACGGCAUACUUUUCGGGAUGGGCGAAGCUGUACCGCUCUGGUCCGAUAGUACUACGCCCGGGACUCGCAGUGUGUGCAAUUUUGGCCUCAGCUCGUUCCACUUGUGUCUGCAGCUGCAGAACAUUGUGAGUUUGUCUCCGUAGCGAAAGCCUCUUUCUUCCCUUGCCAAGUUACUAACCACUGUGGACACGAUGGUUCACUCUUGGGCGAGAGCGUUCAUGAAGCGUGGAGUCCUCGCCGCCCUCGCCGCUGUUUGCAUCGCCGCACGUGUCUCGGGAACUCCAGCGACGAGCAAUACAUGCGUGCUGGCAGAGCCUGGCGCAGACCUCAGUGUCGAAAACCACACACGCGUGGCGCUUUCAGUGACUCGGGCUGGCCAGCAAGUUUUUUUCACUUGCCCUGACGGUUCUCCGCUUGACCCGACCCGUGCAGUGCAGCAGGGUCGGUUCUACGCGGCUUCCGCCGACGGAACGACCUGCUUGUCGUCACAAGCCCCUGAGGCGUUGAGUGACAAAGUCCCGGGUUCUUACCUGACGGUCAUCAAAGGCGAAGGCAUAUCCGAAACGACGGUUGCGUUCUUCGUGCCUGCACUCCCCGCGACGGCGCAGAAUGUCUGCUUCUCGUGCUCAGGCAGAGCGGCAAACAAGCAAGACUGCCCCGUCGUCAUCUCGAUCGCGGGACGCACAGUCGGCCGCGCCGUGGAAGAGGAUCUCACUUGCAACGGAGAGGGCGAGAAAAAGAUUGCAGUUACAGAGCCCGGCACCCUCACCUUGCAUUGCGGCACAGAGACCCCCACCGCGGACCCCACCCUCGCCCGGGGAAAUGUGUUCACUGGUGCUGACUGCACAGAAAAAGUUGAACUGAAUACAGUGCUCAAAGACGCGACUCUGGAGGUUAAACCGCAAGAACAAACACCGCCUGCUCAGAACCCCGACGAAAAGAAGGACUAUGUCCUUAAGGUGACGUCGAUGCCAGAAGCCACCCAGCAAAUUUGCCUCAAGUGUGUACAACUAGAAAAUGAGAAAACAACGACACCACAAAAGACUUGCACCUUCAAAAUUGCUGUCGGCAAAGACGCAGAAGUAGACAGUGCAGGGUUCAGACCCUCGGUUGUCUCUGGUGUUGCCGUUGGCGUUUUUGUCUUGGCCUCCUCUCUCAUUCAGUAGAGACCCCCCCCCGCGGAUUUUCCGGUGUACGGCAGGAUUAGCUGCGUAGAAGCGUUUCAACACGGUACGUUUCUUGCUUUUUUCCCGCGCCCCCAGAGAAGCAUCGCGGAGGCGCCUCGUUUUACCCACACGACAGUCCUUUCUGGCUGUGUCUACCUGACAGGUAGUCGAAAACGGGAAGCGAAGCUCUGUUCUCAAAACUAGGACAGUUUUCGUUUCUCCCGCGAUUGAGUACAGCAGACGGAAGCCCGUUGAUACUUUGUUCCUCCCCAGGGAACUCUUUUGUACGAUUUAUUUUCACGAGAGUAACUGCGAGCUUGGUGCCCUCUGAUGUGUUUUGUAUGGCAUUUGCGAGUCUGCGUCAACUGACACAAGACAAACGAACUGGCAGUGCGCUCGCUGGCUUCUGCGCACUCUACUGCAUCUUGG